GGAGGGGAGGUGUUCUGUAAAGGGAAUCAAAGCGGGCUGUUUCCACCCGGACCAUUGAGUGUGUAACACAAGUUGUGAGUAAACGUUCCUGCUGAGCAUACACGUGAUUCUCCGUGUCUUUAUUAAUGAUCGUUAGGGUGCUAACGUAACAGUAGAUGAUCAGAGUAAAGUUGUAAAGACGUCAGCGCUGAGUUGAGUUUUCCCUCUGUGACUCUUGGAUGUGUGUAAGAUGGCCGGGUUUAAGGAUCUUAAAGAGUUAUUCAGUCGACGGCUGCUCGCUGCGGUUAUCAGAGAUAUAACAGAAGAAAGAACAACAAGUGGAUACGAAGAGGAGCUCCACCGACAAAGAAAACUGCUGGAUGUGAUUUUAACUCCUGAAAUCAAGCUACAGAGAACAGAUGUCCAGCAGCUGUUGGUGAGUAAAGAAGAACUUCCACCUGAGCAGCAGGAGUGGAGCCACAUUCUGGACCAGGAGGACACUAAGCCCCAACACAUUAAAGAAGAACAUGAGGAACUGUGGAUCAGUCAGGAGGAAGAACAGCUUCAAGGACUGGAGGAGGCUGAUACCACCAAGUUCCCCUUCACUCCUGUCUCUGUGAAGAGUGAAGAUGAUGAAGAGAAACCUCAGUCCUCACAGCUUCAUCAGAGACAAACUGAACAGAUGGAAACAGGAGUUGAUGGAGAGGACUGUGGAGGAGCAGAACCAGAGAGAGACUCAGAUCCAGAGAGACGUUUACAACCAGAGACUGAGGUCGAGACUGAAGACUCUGGUGAACCUGAGACUGAUGACAGUCAUGAUUGGAAAGAGACAAGAGAAGAUCUGUCAGAAUUAAACUUGAAAAAUAAGAAACUAAAGGCUGGUAAGAGACAACACAGCUGCUCGGAGUGUGGUAAAAGAUUUAACCAGAAAGGGAAUCUGACAAAACACAUGUUAGUUCAUACAGGAGAGAAACCCUUCAGCUGCUCUGUUUGCAGUAAAAGCUUUACCCAAAGACAACAUCUGACCACACACAUGUUAGUUCAUACAGGAGAGAAACCCUUCAGCUGCUCUGUUUGCAGUGAAAGCUUUACCCAUAGACAAAGUCUGACCAGACACAAGUUAUUUCAUACAGGAGAGAAACCCUUCAGCUGCUCUGUUUGCAGUAAAAGCUUUACCCGAAGAGGAAAUCUGACCACACACAUGUUAGUGCAUACAGAAGAGAAAUCCUUCAGUUGCUCUGUUUGCAGUAAAAGCUUUACCCAAAGAGGAACUCUGACCACACACAUGUUAGUUCAUACAGGAGAGAAAUCCUUCAGCUGCUCUGUUUGCAGUAAAAGCUUUACCCAAAGAGGAACUCUGACCACACACAUGUUAGUUCAUACAGGAGAGAAAGCCUUCAGCUGCUCUGUUUGCAGUAAAAGCUUUACCGUAAGAGGUAGUCUGACCACACACAUGUUAGUUCAUACAGGAGAGAAACCCUUCAGCUGCUCUGUUUGCAGUAAAAGCUUUACCGUAAGAGGUAGUCUGACCACACACAUGUUAGUGCAUACAGGAGAGAAACCCUUCAGCUGCUCUGUUUGCAGUAAAAGCUUUACCCGAAGACAACAUCUGACCACACACAUGAUGAUUCACACAGGAGAGAGAUGCUAAUCCUGUGCAAUGGUAAAACUGAUCCAAAGGAUUCCAACUUAACAUCACUAAUGUGUAUAUAAGACAAAAAAGAGAUAAGACAUAAAUCUGUCUCUAAUUUUUGAAAUUUAUGUUUUGUUGCUGACAUAUGAACCAGUAAGUUGGGAUCAGCUAUGACGUUUGAAUUGAAAGUGUUUAUAUGAAACAGUUACAGUGUAAGGAUUCUUCUCUCCUGAUAUCUUCUCUUCUUUCUGUCACUCUGUUUCCUUGGAUGCCUCUGUGUUGGGUAGCAGAAGUUCUUCAGACAGCUCACGUGUAACCUUGUAAUAAAUAAACUGAUGUAGAGUGAGAAAGA
Messenger RNA from Labrus mixtus (cuckoo wrasse), 1964 nucleotides. Its product is annotated as zinc finger protein OZF-like. Bases 230 to 1630 code for a protein of 466 amino acids. Gene Ontology annotation, biological process: regulation of transcription by RNA polymerase II. Gene Ontology annotation, molecular function: DNA-binding transcription factor activity, RNA polymerase II-specific; RNA polymerase II cis-regulatory region sequence-specific DNA binding. The transcript has 2 exons. NCBI's taxonomy places the organism in Eukaryota, Metazoa, Chordata, Actinopteri, Labriformes, Labridae. Gene Ontology annotation, cellular component: transcription regulator complex; PcG protein complex. The record is from RefSeq and is a predicted model, not a curated record.